This is a messenger RNA of Trichomycterus rosablanca, 2687 nucleotides long. RefSeq names its product testis specific protein Y-linked (gene tspy). Gene Ontology annotation, biological process: nucleosome assembly. Gene Ontology annotation, molecular function: chromatin binding; histone binding. Lineage: Eukaryota; Metazoa; Chordata; Actinopteri; Siluriformes; Trichomycteridae. Bases 317 to 1846 code for a protein of 509 amino acids. The transcript is spliced from 7 exons. The record is from RefSeq and is a predicted model, not a curated record. Gene Ontology annotation, cellular component: chromatin; nucleus.
AGAAAUUAUAAACAAGUACGCGGAGUCGGAAUUUACAGACCAGUGUUUUACAUUGAAGUAAGAGUUUAAUUGUUAGUAAAACUGCACAGUUGCGAGUGCAUUAAGUGUUGGGCUAUAAUUAGUAUAGGCCUGUAGUAUUUAGACAAGGACAAAAGUGCUAUUCGUCUAUGCAAACGGGUUAGCCGGCUGUUUAGCUAGUUGGCUAACAACCGCCUAAGUAGUUCGAUCAGUUAAGAUCAAGGAAUUUGCAUCCGUUUUCCUGUAGGUAAAAAACAACAUAUUCAAACGCGAUAACGUGCGCUCACUGAUAUCUAAAAUGAGUUCAACAUCGGACAGCGGUAUUAAACCGUCCGAGUCUAAUAAGAGAGCCGCAAGCCCACAGGAGCAAUCAGACUCCCCGCCGUCAAAACAGUCUAAAGUGGACGAUCAGAACGAUGAACAGAUCGAUUCGUGUGAGCACACUGAAAAAGAUGCAGAUGGAAUAAAAAGUAAAGUUCCAACAGGAUCAGAUAAUAAUGCUGCUCCCGAAAAGAGCGCGAAUGGUGCAGACAGCGCGAGUGAGCCAGACAGCUGCGGUGAACGCGCAGUAACAGAUAAAGACUCGGCUGGAGGAGCCGCGAUGGCUGCAGCUGAAGUGCUCGCGAGUCUGACCGGCGGCGGGAAUCACGAUACCGAGACACCGUGCUCGUCCAGACAAGCCAUCGAAGAGAACCUAGCCGACCAGUGGAACCGUUCAGAUCGUCCAGGGCUAGAACAGGCUGACAGCUCAUCGGGCGCACCGAGACGCGGCACAGUGCGGGUACGGCAGCGGGUGCGCGCUCGCCGAGCAGAGGAGGAGGAAGAAGAGGAGGAAGAAGACUCUCUGUCCUUGUCCUCAUCCACAGCCAGCUCUAACGAUGAUGAUGGUGAGCAGCGAGAUGACGGUGAGUGCUCUAUCGUGGCGGUGCAAAUGGCCCCCGAGCUGCGGCGAUCGGUGGCGAUGCUUGCGCAUGUGCAGAUGCGACUGGAAGCGUUAGAGAGGAAAGGUGCGCGUCUACACCGGCGCAUCGAGCUUAAACUGAGCCGCCAGAAGCGCCCGCACCACGAUCAGCGCGCCUCCAUCGCCCUGAGCAUCCCGGGAUUCUGGCUCACUGCUCUUCUCAACCACCCACACCUGUCAGCUCAAGUUGAUGAAAAUGAUGAAGAUGCUCUUAGCUACAUGAACAAUUUGGAGGUUGAAACUUUCAAAAACAACAAACUCGGCUACCGAAUUUCCUUUCACUUCCGUCGGAAUCCGUUCUUUCAGAACAAAGUCAUAAUGAAAGAGCUUCAUCUUGGAGGAUCCCCAGUUUCUUUUUCAAAUCCAAUUCUGUGGCAUCCUGGUGAGUCUUUAACAGGAAAUGCUGAACCAAGACGAAACUCACGGGGAGUUUAUCAGAGCUUCUUUCACUGGUUUAAUGAUCACAGCAAUCCUGGGAAGGAUGAUAUAGCCCAGAUCUUAAAGGAUGACCUGUACAAAAACCCUCUCAGGUACUACCUGACUCCACUGUGGGAACCACAAGAAAACGGCAGCAAACCCAAACCACAGCAGAACAGCAAUGGGGAUGAGUGUGUGAUCAUCUCGGACUCUGACGAUGACCAGGAACAGGAGGAACGAGAUGACAAGGGUGAUGAAGAUGACAUUCAAAUCUCAGGUUCUGAUGAAAGUGACCAAGAGGCAGUGGAGUCUUCCAAUGAGGGGCAGGAGCAAGUGGAUAUAGAGGAAGUCGAAGACUCACGUGGCUCAGGUAGUUGUGAUGACAGAAAGCAGGACCAGGAAGAUGAUGACAUCGAGGUCAAUGAAGAUGAGGUAGAAGAGGAAAACUAACAACAAUCAUAAUUAGUAAUGAGGCAUAAUUUUAUUCUUUGUGUUCUUUCUGUAAAUGACGAGUUUAUAAGGACGUUAUUAUGGCAGGUAAUAAAGUAGCUUUUUUUGUCUGAUCGCAUCAUGCCAGCAGUUUAGAGCAGAGCUGAUGAGCUAAUACAAGAUGACACAAUUUCAUACCAGUUGUAGAUGGAGAUAAAAAAAAAAAAAAAAAAUAAAAAAAAAUCUCGUGAGUAUGGUUAGUGAAAAUUGGAUUUGUUUUAAAUGCAGGUGAAAUAUACACCGAUCAGCAAUAACAUUAAAACCGGAAACCGGACCCACCAACAUGAAAAUGAAUGAAUGGUUAACUAUAUUCAGAAUUAAUCAUAUUCGUCAUAUGUUUAUAAUCUUGUUAAACUACCACAUAAUGCAAACACACUGUGUGCCUAGAAACCACUAAAUCCUUCCUUCAUUAUUAGCUUUAUUGUAUAAGAUUUGUUCUUAUGUGAGGCGCUCAGGUGGUGCAACUGCUGAGAUCUGGGGAUUGAUUUGUGGAAGUUUGAUACAUUAUGUAAAAUACCCAAAGCAAGUUCGUAAUGAGUACAUAAUUAUAUAAAAGUGUAUGAAAAUUCCAGCCCCGGUUCCUACAUCAAGGGUCAUUUGGCUAAAAAGCUAAGAUAAGGCUUUGUAAUGACAUGUGUAUUUUGCCUUUAAACAUGUAAGUAUUAUGAAAAUAACAAUAGUUUUGAAACUGUGACAUUACUUCUGUCAGCACUAGCAGUAGAUUAUUUCAGGUGGUGUUCAUGUGAUUCUGCAGCAUCAAAUAUACACAUUAAAAUCAGAACUUAAGAGUUAAAUACUAACA